Biomphalaria glabrata is the source of this 2051-nucleotide messenger RNA. RefSeq lists its product as uncharacterized. The transcript is spliced from 17 exons. NCBI's taxonomy places the organism in Eukaryota, Metazoa, Mollusca, Gastropoda, Planorbidae. Gene Ontology annotation, molecular function: protein binding. Bases 123 to 1994 code for a protein of 623 amino acids. The record is from RefSeq and is a predicted model, not a curated record.
GUGCUGAGUAUCAUUCAUAUCUCAAUUGAAAAGAAAGUUGUUGUUAAAUCUCUUUUAACUAGAAUACUAAGUGGAAUUUUUUAAAAUUUGUAUAUAUCUUAAAAGCACUUCGUACCUGCUCAAUGGACGAUCAUAAUAUACGUUCUGCUAGAGGCACCGGAUUGUUUCGCUUCACGAAACCAGCAGGAAGUCAUUUUGUUCAGUCGUACAACACCAGUAAGGGCAGAUUCGCAAUAAAUAACAGAGGUUUAGUGGCUUCUACCUCUGGAAGCGCAAGCCAUCAUGUGACCUUGCCUACCAAACAUUCGCCUGCAGCAGAGUCUUCGAAAGACGUGGAUAUUCCUAAGCCUCAAGGAAAUCAAUGUAAUGUCGCAGAGUCUUCGAAAGUCGCCGAUAUUCUUAACUCUAACCCUCAAGGAAAUCAAUGCAAUGAGGCAGAGUCUUCGAAAGUCGCCGAUAUUCUUAACUCUAACCCUCAAGGAAGUCAAUGCAGUGCGGACCUGGGAUCGACGAAUGAUGACUUUGGCACGCUAAAAAGGGAGUUGUUAGAAGUAAGAAGUGAUAUGAAAAAGCUUGGGAGACACCAUACGAACUGGCUUAGGAGGGAUGAAAGAAUACGCAAUGAAUUACAAGAGAUAAAAAAUGUCUUGACCAACCUAUUAAACAAAGUGGAGCCAACGAUACCAAUAUCAACGGCUGUAGAGGAAAGUGAGCCAACUGUAGUGGUGAUUAAUUCUCAGGUACCCAUCAGAGCUGGGUUUAAAAGGAAAUCAAGUGAAAAAGAUGCAGGUUCCAAAAAGUUUAAGAAAAAUCCUAUUACCCUAGAAGACCUUCCAGCGGACUGCCUUGUCUUAAUUUAUAGUAAGUUGGAAAAGCAAGAUAGAUUUAAUCUUACACUGAGUGCUCCAAAGCUGUUUUCAACGUUACGGGAUCUGGAAACUUGGCAGGACGUGUCAAUUUUUUUUGAUAAUAGACACGAGAAAAGUUAUCGGCUUCUCCCAUAUCUACUCGAACAAGAACAUUUGAAAUGCCUCAGAAUUGAUUGCGAUGCAAGAUGUAGCACACAUGCUCAAAACUGUGAGAGCUUCAGAGCUUUGACGAAAAUGCUUCGAAGGCUUAUAGAUUUUGAAUUUUUUGAAAUUCAAACACUUGAAUUGGUAAACACGGAGAGGCUGUUUACAGUUUUUAGCACCGCUGCAGUGAAUGAUUUUUUAAAAACAGCUGCCAACUUUAUAAGCAGACAAAAAAAUUUAAAAGGGUUGAGUUUAAGCGGCUCAUGGAUCUCAGUGAAACAUGCAACAUAUCUAAUAGAUGGUAUAGCCAAUUUGCACAGUCUCUCAACCUUGAACAUUAGUGAGCUAGUCAAAUUUGAGAGCAUUCAACUCAAUGAUGUCUCACAGAUGUUCUCCAAAAAUUUCGGAAAUCUGAGGAUUUUAGUUCUCGACAACUGCCUCUUAUGUGAGAAAGUGAUUAAAGAAAUCGCCAAAUUUGAGGCAUUGGAGUCUUUGGAAGUGCUGGCUACUGACGUCAGCAUAUAUCAACCAGGAUCAACAAUGUGGCAGACAUUGAGUCACGUGUCAGUUUGCUACACAAUAUACAAAAUGAACCUGCUAGCGGCACAGAAUUUUUCCCGAAUUUUUGUAAAAUCCAUGCCACUUACAAAACUGGAGCUCCACCUGGAUAAAACACUUUCAGAAAGUGAUGCUCAAAGUUCAGGGUCUUAUUUGAGGGCCACUUGCAGCUCAAUACAAGAGAUUGUACUAGUUGUCACUGAAUCUAGCAGCAUAGUAGCCUUACUAGCUUUCACUCGAGGCGUAAUAAAAAUGGCCUCCUUAGUACAACUGAAAGUGAUGACAAACAAGAACUUCAGCCAAGAAGAUGAGAAUGAGGUGACCAAGAUGGUUACCAGUCUACGGACAAGGAAACUCUGUUUCACAUUGGAUCAGAGGGAGUUUAUGUUGAGGCCAUCUUUAUGGAAUUCAUUAUUUGGCUGAAAUGGUGUGUUUUUUUUUAAAGUAAUCUGAGCUAGUUACUCUUAAACAUAAAGUUUA